AUGUUUUUCGAAUUUUUUGCUGUCGCGUUUUUGACGGGUUUGAGUCAUCAAAUUCAAGCUUUCGAUUGUAAACCACAGCAAAACAUAUUAAUAAACACGAAACAAAAUUUAGGAGAUCCGAGAAAUUUUAAAAGUUUUUUCGAUGAUAAUAUAACGACGGGAAAACCCGUAACGAGACACGUUUUUUCUAAAGGAAAAUAUCCGAUUUCUUUAAAUUUUCCCCAACAGGCAAUGGAAACGAAAAUACCAGUAACGGUCACACACGUUAGAGCACCGUUACAAGAAAAACCGAUUAUACAUCUACCGGUUGAAAUACCACCUCCUAAAACCGUCGCUCAUUCUUGCACCUGUUAUAAAACCAUUUUAAAACCGUCUGGACAACAGCAAAUAAUUGCCAUACCGUCACUUCAACAAUUCAUCGAUGGUCAAGUCAUCAAACCCAUACAAUUCGAUAAUAUUAAUUCAAACGGUAUGAACGGUAUAAACGGUAUAAACGGUAUAAACGGUAUAAACGGUAUAAACGGUAUAAACGGUAUAAACGGUAACGGUAACGGUGGUGGUAAUUUAUUGAUAACGACACCCGUCGAACCUACUCCUCCGCCAUCUGGAAUUCAAAUUUCACAAGUUGAUACUUUAAAUUUCCCACGGAUUCAAACCAUUCAAUUUCCUAAAAUUCAAACCGUUCAAACCCUUCGUCAAAUUCCUCAAGUUCAAUUAAUUGAAAUUCCAAGAGUUGAAUCUUUUCAAGUUCCGACAGCGCAAAGUUUUAAGCCUAACUGCUUUUCCGUGUUACAAACCUCGUAA
Messenger RNA from Pediculus humanus corporis (human body louse), 804 nucleotides. RefSeq lists its product as uncharacterized. The transcript has 2 exons. The record is from RefSeq and is a predicted model, not a curated record. The coding region runs from base 1 to 804 and encodes 267 amino acids. Lineage: Eukaryota; Metazoa; Arthropoda; Insecta; Psocodea; Pediculidae.